Messenger RNA from Cynara cardunculus var. scolymus (artichoke), 1935 nucleotides. RefSeq names its product mitogen-activated protein kinase homolog NTF3. NCBI's taxonomy places the organism in Eukaryota, Viridiplantae, Streptophyta, Magnoliopsida, Asterales, Asteraceae. Gene Ontology annotation, cellular component: nucleus; cytoplasm. Gene Ontology annotation, biological process: protein phosphorylation; intracellular signal transduction. The transcript has 3 exons. The record is from RefSeq and is a predicted model, not a curated record. Gene Ontology annotation, molecular function: MAP kinase activity; ATP binding. Bases 551 to 1693 code for a protein of 380 amino acids.
GAGAGUGUUAUAUUUAUCAUUUUUAAAUAUAUUUUCGUCUCCCACAACCCUCACCCUCCUUCUUCACUGGUCCAUCCAGACUCUGCCCAUGCGCCCUUCUGGUCACACCCAGAUAGCGAAUCAUACUCUAGUCUAGUGUGCGUGUGUGUGUGUGUGUGUGCGCGCUUUUCCUACAGAUCCAAUAGAUCUCGUCGCCCAUCUUAUAACGACGUAUUUUCUCUUAUCUAUCACUGUUUUUGUCGUCAUAGAUGCAUUGAAUUACAAGAUCAGGCCUUCCGAUCACUUGCAAUGAACAAAUUAAGGUGGUAUUAGGAUGCGAUAAUGCUCGAAUUGAAAUGGGUUUUUGAUUUGUAGCAGUGAAUCAGAGGAAAACUGCUCAAUUUUGAGAUUAUCACUAGGAUAAGUUCUUGAUUUUUUAUUGAAGUUGAAUUGGGUAUGAAAUUAAAGCAGGCCCUAGUUAAUGAUUUACAAGAAUUCAUUGAAACGCAAGCUGAAUUGAAGAGGGUGGGCUGAAGGUAGACUCUUUCGCCUUUUUCUGCAAAGGAGAAAAAUGGCAACUCCUGUUGAACCACCAAAUGGGAUUAGAUCAGAAGGGAAACAUUACUUUUCAAUGUGGAAGGCACUGUUUGAAAUCGACACAAAAUAUGUUCCCAUCAAGCCCAUUGGUCGAGGUGCUUAUGGCAUCGUUUGCUCCUCUGUUAACCGAGAAACUAAUGAGAAAGUAGCAAUAAAGAAGAUACACAACGCCUUUGACAACCGUAUUGACGCCUUAAGGACCUUGCGUGAACUUAAGCUUCUUCGCUAUCUUCGGCACGAAAAUGUGAUUCGUUUGAUUGAUGUGAUGGUGCCCAUCCACCGCAGAAGUUUUAAGGACGUUUAUCUGGUCUAUGAGCUUAUGGAUACAGAUUUGCAUCAGAUUAUUAAGUCAUCUCAGGCGCUUAGUAACGACCAUUGCCAGUAUUUCCUCUUUCAGCUACUGCGAGGCCUGAAGUAUCUGCACUCUGUAAACAUCCUCCACCGCGAUUUGAAGCCCGGGAACCUACUCAUCAACGCUAACUGUGACCUAAAAAUAUGCGAUUUCGGCUUAGCACGCACCAACAAUGGCAAGGACCAGUUCAUGACUGAGUACGUGGUCACUCGCUGGUACCGGGCCCCAGAACUACUCCUCUGCUGUGAUAACUACGAUACCUCCAUUGACGUAUGGUCUGUCGGAUGCAUCUUUGCUGAACUUCUCGGCCGAAAACCCCUUUUUCCGGGCACAGAAUGUCUCAACCAACUGAAACUGAUCAUCAACAUCCUGGGCAGCCAAAGAGAAGACAAUAUCGAAUUCAUCGACAACCCAAAAGCAAGAAACUUCAUAAAAUCACUUCCUUAUUCACCAGGAACUUCGUUUUCUCGGCUUUAUCCUCAUGCUCAUCCACUAGCCAUUGAUCUGUUGCAAAAGAUGCUGGUUUUUGAUCCUUCAAAAAGGAUCAGCGUGUUCGAAGCCCUUCAACAUCCUUAUAUGUCACAACUAUACGAUCCAAAUACGGAUCCACCCGUUCAAGUUCCGGUGGAUUUGGAUAUAGAUGAGGAUUGGGGGGAGGAGAUGAUAAGAGAGAUGAUGUGGAAGGAGAUGAUCCAUUAUCAUCCUGAAGCUGUUAUUGCUGCUGCUAAUGCUGAUACCGAUACUGAUGAAGGGGUAAUGUUGUGAAACUUGUGUUGAGUUUAAUAAGCAUUAGAUAUGAUGCAUUGCUAGUUUGUGUUGUUGAAUGAAUGCAUUAUGAUUAUACUCCAAAACAAUGUGUUUUUAGGAGGUUGUGCUCCUUCUGUUUUCUGUACAUAUCUCUGUGUGUUUUUUCACCCACCAGUAGUUCUUGUUGCAACUCUUGGAACUUUCUUCUUGUUGUACAUUAUGUUAUGAGUAUAUUACAACUAAAACUGCUUGUUAUCGGU